This is a messenger RNA of Sinocyclocheilus anshuiensis, 1352 nucleotides long. RefSeq names its product barrier-to-autointegration factor-like. Lineage: Eukaryota; Metazoa; Chordata; Actinopteri; Cypriniformes; Cyprinidae. Gene Ontology annotation, molecular function: DNA binding. The record is from RefSeq and is a predicted model, not a curated record. The transcript is spliced from 4 exons. The coding region runs from base 307 to 579 and encodes 90 amino acids. Gene Ontology annotation, biological process: chromosome organization. Gene Ontology annotation, cellular component: condensed chromosome; nucleus.
GCUGGAGCCACUAGGGGUCCGUGUCUCGCUGAACAGCUGCAUGAUUAGAGCGGAAGGCCACUUGUUCUUUCUAAAGGCGGGAUCAGGAAGCAGCGCUGUGUGAGUUAUUUUGGGCGCAUUGAGACUGUGAACAGCACGGCGUCUGCGGAAGAGGAUUGAAAUUUCUCCAUGAUAGUGUUCAGACAAUGGCGUGUCAGCUGUCGUUGUGUGGCGCUGAUCGCGAAGAAAUGAGGCGGGACCGCAAAAACUCGUCCACUGAAGAAAGUCAACUUGAAAUCCCACAACCCUCUCUAAUACAAAUUAACAAUGUCGUCAACAUCACAAAAACACAAGGACUUUGUGGCAGAGCCCAUGGGGGAGAAAUCUGUGAUGGCACUUGCAGGAAUCGGUGAAGUUCUUGGAAAGAGAUUGGAAGAGAAGGGCUUUGACAAGGCAUAUGUUGUUCUAGGACAGUUCUUGGUACUGAGGAAAGAUGAAGAGUUGUUUCGGGAAUGGUUGAAGGAUACUUGUGGAGCCAACAUUAAACAGCAAGGCGACUGUUAUAGCUGUCUGAGAGAGUGGUGUGACUCUUUCCUGUAGUUUACUUUUUUUUUUUGUUGUUGUUGUAUAUUCAUUUCCCUCCCACUUGUAUGUGGAAUACGUUUACCUCACUUUGACUUUUCGGACAUAAUUUUUGGAUGUAUUGAUAUUAAUUCUUAGCAUAGAAUUAUCGCACUAGAAGGUCUUUAGAUGGGUACACUUGUAAUAUAACUGCUCAUUUUGUGUUGUUCAAACAUCAUUCACACUGGAUCUUUAGUUUUGGGGGUGUGACACAAAAUCAUCCAUGCAUAUGCAGUUCUGUUUCAAGCUGUACAUGCACUAGUAGUCUAAAUACACAUUUGCCAAGAACAACACAAAUAGUUCCCCUUCUCUGUUUAUGAUGUUUGAAGGUUUUAACUGACUUGUGUCCAAAAUGUGCCACUUUUAAAGGUUUAUGUGAACUUGAGUAUGUAUUUCCCAAAUGAUCAGAUGCAUAAUGGUAUCAUUUUGUUAUAUGGUUUUUAUGCUCCCCAGCCAAAAAACUGCUGUCAGAUGUUUAAAAUGCUACAUGAAUGGUCUAAGAAACUCUCAUAAAUGUUCUUAUGAUUCUACUAUUUUUGAACCUUUUUGUGUUUUGGCAUUUUAAUUCUUUGAAUAAAUGAUCCAAAAAGUAAUAAUUUAUAGGGUGUGUGGUGAGUAUGUGGAAUGAAAAACAGUAUUGCCAAUCCAGCUCAACCUGUUACACAAGUGGAAUUACCUGUUUUGCUUUGGAUUAUUAAAAAUCAUGAAUUUACACUACUGUUCAAAAGUUUGUGGUAGUUACAAUUUAGAAU